Gadus morhua (Atlantic cod) is the source of this 1915-nucleotide messenger RNA. RefSeq names its product actin related protein 2/3 complex, subunit 1B (gene arpc1b). The record is from RefSeq and is a predicted model, not a curated record. The coding region runs from base 355 to 1509 and encodes 384 amino acids. Gene Ontology annotation, molecular function: actin filament binding. Gene Ontology annotation, cellular component: Arp2/3 protein complex; actin cytoskeleton. Lineage: Eukaryota; Metazoa; Chordata; Actinopteri; Gadiformes; Gadidae. Gene Ontology annotation, biological process: Arp2/3 complex-mediated actin nucleation. The transcript is spliced from 10 exons.
UAAUUCACACUUAAGGCAACUUUCAUCCAGUAUCCUUUCCCGUGCAGACAUACAUCAUUUUAAGUGUUAUUCCAUUGAUGGAUGCAAUUAAUCGACUUCUGACCGAGUUCCUAUUCACCUCCCCCUUUCCGGCACUCUCCUCCCUCUUCUCUUUACUUUAUACUUCUUCUGUCGGAGCUCACUCCAUCGUUGACAUUCGCGUUGACUGGCCAGAGUCCGCGAUCUGAACACCCUCUCAUCCUUUUGAUCUCCAACCAUUUCCCUAGCAUUGAGUUCGGUCGAGCCCUCAGGAAGGAUCUACAGCAAUCUGUUUCUGGUAUCACUUCCUGAUCUCCUUCAUACAUCUGAUUCGCCAUGGCAUACCACAGCUUCCUGCUGGAACCUAUUAGCUGCCAUGCCUGGAACAAGGACCGCACUCAAAUCGCGCUGUGUCCCAACAACCACGAUGUUUACAUUUACAAGAAGGACGGCACCAAAUGGAACAAGAUUCAUGAGCUGAAGGAACACAACGGCCAAGUGACCGGCAUUGACUGGGCUCCGGACAGCGACCGCAUUGUGACGUGCGGGGCGGACCGUAAUGCCUACGUGUGGACCCAGAAGGAGGGCGUGUGGAAGCCCACCCUGGUCAUCCUCAGGAUCAACCGGGCGGCCCGCUGCGUGAAGUGGUCCCCGCGGGAGAACAAGUUUGCGGUGGGCAGCGGCUCGCGCCUCAUCUCAGUCUGCUACUUUGAGCAGGAGAACGACUGGUGGGUCUGCAAGCACAUCAAGAAGCCCAUCCGCUCCACCAUCCUCAGCCUGGACUGGCAUCCCAACAACGUCCUGCUGGCUGCAGGCUCCUGUGACUUCAAAUGCAGGGUGUUCUCUGCCUACAUUAAGGAGGUGGAGGAGAAGCCAGGCCCCACAUCCUGGGGAAGCAAGAUGCCGUUCGGAGAGAUGCUGUUUGAGUCCAGCGAGGGCUCGGAGGCGGGGCCCUCUGAGGGGGCGGGGGCAGCCGGGGGUGGGGGCUGGGUGCACGGCGUGUGUUUCUCCCACUCUGGCAACCGCCUCACCUGGACCUCCCACGACUCCAGCGUGGCCGUGGCCGAGGGGGGCAAGACCUGCACGAUCAGCAGUCUGAGAUCAGACAACCUUCCUCUGCUGUGCGUGACCUUCAUCACCGAAAACAGUAUUGUGGCUGCUGGCCACGACUGCUACCCGGUUCUGUUUGUGUAUGACGGGGCCAAGGGCAGCCUGACGUACGGAGGUAAGCUGGACGUCCCCAAGCAGGCCGCCGCAAAGGGCAUCAGUGCCCGGGAACGCUUCCAGAACCUGGACCGCCGCGCCUCCACCACACAGACCUCCGAGCAGACCAUAGACACCCUGCACAAGAACAGCAUCAGCCAACUCUCUGUGCUGGAAGGAGGGCGCAGUAAGUGUAGCAAGUUCUGCACCACCGGCAUGGAUGGUGGGAUGGCCAUAUGGGACGUCAAGACAUUGGAAUCUGCCAUGAAGGACUUGAAAAUUGCUUGAGGCUUACUUUGUCUACAUGGCACAGCUCUUGUGUAACACAGGAAAAUGAAGACUGCCACCCUUACAUUCCUUAUCUUCUCCAAUACCACAUGUAUCCCCCCCACCCCUCAAGAAUCAUAUAAAGCAAAGCCAGCUUCUUAUAGCAUUAUAUUUUCGCUUUACUGUUCAACGAUCAGGCCUGUGUCGAAAAACAAAGUGCGCACAGAAAGUAUGCAAUGAAUGAUUCAAGCUUUCGUGCUGCAAAUGGUAUUUACCUAUCAUGCUCAUGAUAUAACAUAAGGAUUUUCAAUGCUCUAAAAGCCAAAUGCAAGUGUUUACCAAUUGUGCUGAAAUGCUGUAUCGCUUAUAAAUGCUUAUGCUGGUCAUAAUAUGCAUUUAAUAAACCAUUUCUACUAUGGAACUCAAA